This is a messenger RNA of Gekko japonicus, 3136 nucleotides long. RefSeq names its product dematin actin binding protein (gene DMTN). The coding region runs from base 156 to 1361 and encodes 401 amino acids. The transcript is spliced from 17 exons. The record is from RefSeq and is a predicted model, not a curated record. Gene Ontology annotation, biological process: lamellipodium assembly; cytoskeleton organization; actin filament bundle assembly. Gene Ontology annotation, molecular function: actin filament binding. Gene Ontology annotation, cellular component: plasma membrane; actin cytoskeleton. NCBI's taxonomy places the organism in Eukaryota, Metazoa, Chordata, Lepidosauria, Squamata, Gekkonidae.
CGGCCGGCCGCUCUGCGCCCGAGGGAGGGGCUCGCCCUUGCUGCUGCCGCCGCGGGCCCGGCUUGAAGGAGUUCCUGAUCCAAAUCCCAGCCAGUCUGGAGGGAUGUGGAAGCCAGGUGAAUAGGGCUCGUGAAUCAUCUGAACCUUCGAGCUGAAUGGAAAAGUUACAGAAGCAAUUGACUUCCCCGGGGAGUGUUGGUUCCUCCCGGGGAUCCAGCGUUCCAGGGUCACCCUCCAGCAUUGUGGCCAAAAUGGACAAUGAAGUCCUGGCAUACAAGGACUUGGCAGCAAUCCCCAAGGACAAGGCGAUCCUGGACAUAGAGCGUCCGGACUUGAUGAUCUAUGAGCCCCACUUCACCUAUUCUCUCCUGGACCACGUGGAGAGGCCAAGGAGCAGAGAGCGUUCCCUCUCGCCCAAAUCUCUCUCUCCUCCGCCUUCUCCAGAAGUCACCCGGGACUGGAUGGAGAACAAGUCUCCAGGAAACACCUCCCAGGCAGCUAGUCGGAGGGCCAGCAGCUCCAGUCGCAGCGGACUCCAACACUUCCACCGUCCUGAUACCAACACGACAGAGAUGAACAUCUACAAGAAGCCUCCAAUCUACAAGCAGAGGGAGCACUCGGCAACACCCACCCCCCAGGGCAAACACCUCAUAGAAGACCUGAUCAUAGAGUCCUCCAAGUUCCCAGCAGCCCAGCCCCCAGACCCAAACCAGCCGGCCAAGAUCGAGACGGACUACUGGCCCUGCCCUCCCUCUCUGGCAGUUGUUGAGACUGAGUGGAGGCAGCGGAAGGCUUCAAAGAGAGGGGAAGGAGAGGACGAGGACCUCACAACAGAAAUGAAAAGCCUGCAAGAGAUGCAGAAGCAAGAGCUGAGCAAGAUCGCCUCCAACCUAGGCAAGCUCAUCCUGAAGGAAGAGAUGGAGAAGUCACUCCCCAUCCGGCGGAAAACUCGCUCCCUCCCAGACCGAACCCCCUUCCACACCUCGCUGCAUGGAGGAAGCUCCAAAUCCUCGUCCCUUCCUUCCUAUGGGAGAAGCACUCUUGCCAGGCUACAGUCAACAGAGUUUAGCCCAACCGGAAGCGAGAAGGGCAGCCCAGGUCUACAGAAUGGCCAGCGAGGACGGAUGGACAGGGGGAACUCCCUUCCCAGUAUGCUGGAGCAAAAGAUCUACCCAUACGAGAUGCUGAUGGUAACGAAUCGGGGCCGUGUGAAACUGCCUCCAGGAGUAGACAGAACGAGGCUAGAGAGACACCUCUCGCCCGAGGAUUUCCUGCGCGUCUUUGAGACGUCACCAGAAGAGUUCAGCAAGCUGGCCCUGUGGAAGCGGAAUGAGUUGAAGAAGAAAGCCUUCCUCUUCUGAUCCUCUCUGAGCCAACGGGCUCAGUGUGAACUCCAUGUGUGUCACGCCGUCUUGCAUCACAGACGCUUUAGGGCUACGACUGAGCUGGUUCUAAGGAACUUUCCCUUUCUUUUCCACGCACCCCACUGGCUGCAGAGGCCACUCCGAGCCGGAGUCUGGUAGAAGGCCGAGGGAAGCAGGCUCAGAGGAGAAGAGUGAGAGCCUGGCCUUCCCUGGGCAGGGCACGGGACAUGGCCUGCAUAGGCACGAGGAAUGGGGUAGAAGGGGGGGGGGUUGUACUGUGCCCUCCUUUCAGGUCCAGCAACGUUUGACAGGGCUCAUCAGAAGCUUCGACCAAACCCAGCCACCCUCGGUCUGUCUUUUGCUCACAGGCAUCCAGGGCAAGACAGUCACACUUGACUCUGGGAGCAGAAAGGCUCAAGGGACAGACAGCAAGGGUGGCAGGUCUCAUCCCACCUUCUGGACCUACCAUGCCUCUGCUGGAGCGGCAUCUCACCUGGGCACAAUUCUUGGGGUAUCUGCCACACAGCAGCACCAGCUGGAAGUUUUCAGGCUCCACUGCACCUCAAAACCUUAGUCUUUGCUAACCUUCUGCCUUUCCACGGAAAGUGUCACUGGUCUCCUCCCACCCCGUCCAGACUGGGCUGUGAUGCUUUCAUGCUACUUACAGAAACAAUCCUUCGCCUUCAGCAGUGCCCUGCAGAAUGAAUGAGGGAAAAGUGUCCCUAGUGCCAGGCCACACUCCAGCAGACAGGCAGGCAGGCACAUGUGCUAGCUGCCACCGGCUCCUCCUGCCUUCCUUGCCCUGGUCUUCACUCACCUGCCUCCUGCUUCCUCUGUCCUUCCACACUUGCCGUUUCUGCCUAGCUCCCCGGCCUGCCAAGUUAGCCCUGGCCUUUGCCCCCUUCCGUAGAUGCUUCCAUCCCCAUGGCCUGUGCCUUCAGCUCAGUGUUUCAGCUCUUGGAAACAGCACUCCCCUGAGCUUGCCUUCCGCUCCCCUCCAGCUUUCAAAUGCCGCCACUGUUUCCUGGGCUGUCAAAGCAACUCAAGAGAAGGCAAAGAGUGCCCCGAGCCAGAGGCUGCCGAGGAUCUUUGCCAACACGUGCUUGAGCUUCUGCAAGAGAUCUUCCUUACCUUGUUGAGAAUUGGUUGCUGCACUGUCUCUUUAGCCUCUCUAGCGCCUCAGCCCCCCACACACCAGCAAUGGCAGCAUAGCUGACAGCUGGCCAGCCUCAGCCUCCUGAGCCACGCUGCCUGGUAGCAGACUACUGCUGGGUUCAGCUUAGUCCAGACGAGUCAAAGGGAAGGGUGGUGAAGGCAAGGAAUGAAGGUCUCAAGCCCGGCCCUUUGCCUCUUUUCCAGCCUCCCUUGUUACUCUUCAUGCACAGCCCGGGAGUGCUAGAGGGUAUUGCAUUCCAAGCAUGACCAUGUCAGAUUCUACCCAGAAAGGGCUUGAGCAGAGGCACUGUUUUGCCUUCCCGUCUACAUGGGGACAGGCUUGCCUCUGAGCCAAGCAAUUGCAGGCUUUGGGGCAGGCAACAGCUCUAUGAGGGGGGAGGUUAGAGUUUAAGAGGCACUCCUCCCUCUGCAGAUGUUUUCCCACAAUGCCCUCCAGAACCUUCUCUACAUGGGCUUGCACAUGACCUACUUCAGAAGAGAACCAGGUGAUACAUGGGAAACAGCUGAGCUGCCAGAGGCUUCUUUUCAUCCCAUCCCCCCCCCCCCCAGACAUGCCAGGGUUAGGACAGGUGAACACAAGUCUGACAAAGGGCAGA